Cheilinus undulatus (humphead wrasse) is the source of this 3209-nucleotide messenger RNA. RefSeq names its product cyclin-dependent kinase 17 (gene cdk17). The transcript is spliced from 18 exons. Bases 459 to 2042 code for a protein of 527 amino acids. NCBI's taxonomy places the organism in Eukaryota, Metazoa, Chordata, Actinopteri, Labriformes, Labridae. Gene Ontology annotation, cellular component: nucleus; cytoplasm. The record is from RefSeq and is a predicted model, not a curated record. Gene Ontology annotation, molecular function: protein kinase activity; ATP binding. Gene Ontology annotation, biological process: protein phosphorylation.
UCUCCUCUGUCGAGAGCAGAUCCUCCUCCAGCCUCUUUAAACUGCAUUCACCGCCACUCCAACGACAUUUUGGGGGUUCGGUCUGAAGCCCCGCGUCCUCACACCCCUCACAUUUCCCUGUGUGUGCUUCGGAGGAUAUAUAUUCUCUAUCGGAGCGUUUGGAAAGGAAACCGAACAAACUGAGCCGUGUUUUAAGGCUACUUCAGCGGGCGGAUAAAGCGGAGGAGGGCAUCCGGCGGGCCUGGCUGCUCUGGAGAGUCGGCUUGAAACGACGGAAUUCACCAUUUUCAGAAGAUGACAAAUGGGCCUAUCGAUCACCCAUCCACCCAUUCCUGCCCUGAUCUGUCUGUGAUGCACUUAGGCCCCUUUCCACUUCCUGUUUGACCUGGAUUUACUCCCAUCGCCUCUCAUCUGGAGCAACUGGACGCUCAUUUGUGAGGGCCCUGCACUGCCCUGCUAUGGAAAAGAUGAAGAGGAUUAAGAAGCGUCUGUCGUUAACACUCCGCUCCAGCCAGACCAUCGAUGAGUCGUUGUCUGAACUGGCCGAGCAGAUGACCAUGGAGGAUGGCGGCACCAAGGACAAUGAGCCCUUCAUGAGGAACGGCCGCCCCCCCACCUCUCACAGCAUGCAUUCCUUCUUGCACCAGUACACCGGCUCCUUCAAAAAGCCUCCCCUUCGCCGACCACACAGCGUCAUUGGCGGCACCCUUGGGUCCUUCAUGGCAAUGCCACGCAACGGCAGUCGCCUGGAUAUUGUGCACGAGAAUCUGAAGAUGGGCUCAGACGGGGAGAGCGACCAGGCUUCGGGAACAUCUUCAGACGAGGUGCAAUCUCCAACUGGGGUCUGUCUGAGAAACCGUGUCCACCGACGGAUCUCUAUGGAGGACCUCAACAAGCGCCUGUCUCUGCCUGCUGACAUCCGAAUUCCCGACGGUUACCUGGAGAAGCUGCAGCUCAGCAGCCCCCCCUUUGACCAGCCGCUCAGCCGACGCUCCCGCCGAGCCUCGCUGUCAGAGAUUGGUUUCGGAAAGUUAGAGACGUACAUAAAGCUGGACAAAUUGGGAGAGGGAACCUACGCCACAGUAUUUAAAGGACGCAGUAAGCUGACGGACAACCUGGUGGCGCUGAAGGAGAUCAGGUUGGAGCACGAGGAGGGAGCACCAUGCACCGCUAUCAGAGAAGUGUCUCUACUGAAGGACCUCAAACACGCCAACAUCGUGACACUACACGACAUCGUCCACACUGACAAGAGCCUCACGCUCGUCUUCGAGUACCUGGACAAGGAUCUGAAGCAGUACAUGGAUGACUGUGGAAACAUAAUGAGCAUGCACAAUGUGAAGAUCUUCUUGUUCCAGAUUUUGCGAGGGUUGUCGUACUGUCACAAGAGGAAAGUUCUCCACAGGGACCUGAAGCCCCAGAAUCUCCUCAUCAACGAGAGAGGAGAACUCAAACUUGCUGAUUUUGGUCUUGCAAGGGCCAAGUCAGUCCCGACUAAAACUUACUCCAAUGAGGUGGUGACUCUCUGGUACCGGCCUCCAGAUGUUCUUCUGGGAUCAUCUGAGUAUUCAACACAGAUUGAUAUGUGGGGCGUUGGUUGUAUAUUCUAUGAGAUGGCUGCAGGUCGGCCGCUGUUCCCCGGCUCCACUGUGGAGGACGAGCUCCACCUCAUUUUCAGGUUACUAGGCACACCCACAGAGGAGAAUUGGCCGGGCAUCUCCUCCGUCGAUGAGUUUAAAUCCUACAACUUCCCCAAAUACAAACCACAGCCCCUAAUCAACCACGCUCCCAGGCUGGAUGGUGAAGGCAUCGAGCUGCUGCUGUCUUUCCUCAGAUAUGAGUCCAAGAAGAGGAUUUCAGCUGACGAGGCGAUGAAGCAUUCCUACUUCAGGCAGCUCGGGAUGAGAGUCCACACGCUGUCUGAAGGCGUAUCAAUAUUCACGUUAAAAGAAGUGCAGCUGCAGAGGGACCCUGGCUACAGGAACUCCUCAUACCCAGAUUCAAGUAAUGGAAAGAUCAACAGGAGGCAGAGCAUGCUCUUCUAAAGUCUGAUAAAGAGGAUGGUGGACUGUCCCACUUCAUCGUCACUCCCCACCAAUGUCUCGCAUGAGCCCACCUCCCCUCAGAGUGACCCCCUCUCCCCUUAGCUACACAUCAGCACACACACACACACACCCCUGCGAGCGAUGACUCUGGGUUGGUUCUUUAUGGAGACUGUGUUUAUUUAUUGGGGGGUGGGGUCAGGUUGAAUUUUUUGCUGCUAAACUACUACUGUCUGUAUUUAACACACUGUGUGUGUGCGUGUGCAUGUGUGUCUAUGUGUGGGUGUGUACAUGAUGUGAACUCGAGACGCCACGCACAGAUGAGCAGUCAGUAACUUUUGUUUUUCUGCUGACGAUUCUCCGGCUUCAUUUGAGUUUAGAAUCCCACUGAUGUUGACGUCGACGCUGUGAUCCAAGUUGUUGUUCUUGUUGUCGUGCUUGGAGACCGAACGCUUCAGUUUCUCGGAUUUGUUUCCUUUUAUAAAUAUGUAUAUCUAUAUAUAUUUGAAGUUUAUGUUUUGUUUUUCUUCGAGCUUCCGUGACUGAACUCUACAUUUACAGGUUUAGAGAGUCUGGGACGGUUACACGGUCUUGGGACGGUUUUCCUUGAUUCCUUCUUGACAUUUUUCCUGAAUCAUUUCAGUCAGACUCUUUGUCUGGAGGCCCUGCUGCCCUCUGGGGUUUACGCUGAUGCUCAGAAAUCAGCAGUGGGAGAGGACAGUGGUAACAGUUUUGAGCUGUGAGAUUAAGAAGCACACACGAGUCCAAACAAACUGGAAGAGCAUGACUUACAGGUCUUUGCUCCAUGACGGGACCAAAAGAAGAGGAGAAAGGAGGAAAACAGUUUGGAAGUAAGAAGAGGAACACUGGAGCUGAACAGGAAAUCAUCUGAUGUCCCACAGGAAGCCAGCAGGCCUUCCCUGAACCUCUCACAAACUGCCAGGACUUCAGUGCUUUUUGAAAAGGAAAUAAUGCAAGCUUCACUUUCUCGCUCUGUGUGUAUUCAGAGAUUUCACUGCAGUAACUCUUUUUAUUAACUUGCACUUCAUUGUGUUUUUUUGUUUGGAAUCAGGGACCCGGGGGCCUCAGCGUGGCCGAGUUUACCCAUCAGUAUUAAGAUGUGUUCUGUGUCUGUGACCUUUAUCCUCUCCUUGUGAAAUAACAGUGUCA